This is a messenger RNA of Entamoeba invadens IP1, 870 nucleotides long. RefSeq lists its product as hypothetical. The record is from RefSeq and is a predicted model, not a curated record. NCBI's taxonomy places the organism in Eukaryota, Evosea, Mastigamoebida, Endamoebidae. The coding region runs from base 1 to 870 and encodes 289 amino acids. The transcript has a single exon.
AUGAACAAAGACGUGAUGCAUACAACUCAAACGGAUUUCAACACCAAAACGACAAUUAGCAACCCGCCAAUUAGUGAUGAGAAGUUGUCACAAAAGCCCACUAAGAUUGAAAAGGUGGAACGAACAGAAAUAAGAACCGAAAAAAAUGAAAGAAAAAAGACACACUACCUUCCCCUCUUUCCUAGUAAGCCUCACCCAAAGCAACAAAAAGCAUCCACCGAGACAGUUUCAAAGUCACAAAGUGUUUUAAGAGACUUCCAGAACUACCAAGCAUCGCAACAAGCGAUUUUCAUCGCGCUGCUUUCUCUCACGAAUAACGUGUCAAUUGGAAAACCACUGAAGAAAAGCAGUGUCACAAGACAGUUCAUUCGAGUGGUUGUUGUUGAGUCUGCUGAUACGCACCAACGGAUAGAAAUUGAGAAGGAAGUUGAGAAAAGGUGUUUGGAGAAGCGGAGAAUCGACAUCAAUAACGGGGUCAGUGAAAAAACUUCUGCUCGACGAUUCAAAACGAAUAAACGAGCCGAGUCGAUGAAUAUACUCAUUGAAGAGCUCAGAAAGGUCGGAUAUGUGUUUGAGUCGAGACUGACUGAGGGUAAAAAGGACACUAUAAAGUUGGAAACUGUGUAUAAAGUGACAAAAAAAGACUCCGGCCCGUGUUUUGAUUCCGAGGAAAUAGAAAAAAUAGGGGAAGAUAUAAACAAGUACUUGUAUUCACUCGUGAGCCACUCGAAUGAGAAUGUCAUCGUUCACGAUAACAAAGAACUCAAGAAAUUGAUUGGGGUAGACGUCGACGACGAAACUGAAGAAACCACGGAGCUUACCACAAAUCAACCACAAAAUCCGCCACAACCACCGACCAACCUGCACUGA